Messenger RNA from Fraxinus pennsylvanica, 3603 nucleotides. The record is from the annotation of a GenBank genome assembly. Lineage: Eukaryota; Viridiplantae; Streptophyta; Magnoliopsida; Lamiales; Oleaceae.
AUGGCUUCCAAAAAUUAUUAUUCAUUUGCGGCACUCUUUAUAACUAUACUCACCUGCAAUUUCCCACAGGCUUUUGCUGAUUCCAUUCAAGGAUGUGGCGGAUUUGUUGAGGCGAGUUCCUCGUUGAUAAAAUCAAGGAAGUCAACUUCAGCGAAAUUGGAUUAUUCUCAUGUUACUGUUGAGCUUCGGACUUUGGAUGGUUUAGUUAAGGACAGCACCCAAUGUGCUCCAAAUGGUUACUACUUCAUUCCAGUUUACGACAAGGGUUCUUUUGUGAUUAAGAUCAAGGGACCUGAAGGAUGGUCAUGGGACCCAGAACAAGUUCCUGUUGUCGUUGAUCACACUGGUUGCAAUGCAAAUGAAGAUAUAAAUUUUCGGUUUACUGGGUUUACCAUAGGUGGAAGAGUUGUGGGAGCAGUUGGUGGGGAUAGCUGUUCAUGUAAAAAUGGAGGUCCAUCUAAUGUAAACGUCGAGCUAUUGUCUCCCAGUGGAGAUGUUGUGUCUUCAAUUAUAACAUCGUCAACAGGGAGUUACUCAUUCACAAACAUCAUUCCAGGAAAAUACACAAUACGUGCUUCUCAUAGUGAUUUGAAGAUUGAGGUCAAGGGUUCUACCGAGGUGGAAUUAGGGUAUGAAAAUGGUGUGGUUCAAGAUAUUUUCUUUGUUUCUGGCUAUGAUAUUCGCGGAUUUGUGGUUGCUCAGGGAAAUCCCAUAUUGGGAGUUCAUAUUUACUUGUACUCAGAAGAUGUCUUAGAGGUGGAUUGCCCCUAUGGCUCUGGUAAUGCACCUGGACUGGGAAAAGCUCUUUGUCAUGCUGUCUCUGAUGCUGAUGGGAUGUUCAAGUUUAAAUCAAUACCUUGUGGUAUCUACAAACUUGUACCCUUCUACAAGGGUGAUAACACGGUUUUUGAUGUUUCACCUCCUUCAUUGUUGGUGUCUCUUUCGCACGAUCACGCUAUAAUCACUCAGAAGUUUCAGGUUACUGGAUUCUCUGUUGGGGGUCGUGUUGUCAAUGGAAAUGGUGAUGGAGUGAAUGCUGCAAAAAUUAUAGUAGAUGGCCAUGAAAGGUCAAUAACCGAUAAAGAAGGACAUUACAAACUUGAUCAGGUUACGUCUAAAAGAUACAGGAUUGAAGCUAAGAAGGAGCACUAUAAGUUUGAAGUUCUGAACGACUUUUUGGUUUUGCCGAACAUGGCGUCAAUUUCUGAUAUAAAAGCAGUAUCAUAUGACAUAUGCGGCAUGGUGCAUACAAUUAGUAAUGACUAUGGGGCUAAGGUGGCAUUGACUCAUGGACCAGAGAAUGUCAAACCGCAAGUUAAAAAGACUGAUGAAAAUGGGAAAUUUUGCUUUGAGGUUCCACCUGGUGAAUAUCGCUUAUCUGCAUUUCCAGCAACGCCUGAUACUGCUCCAGAACUUAUGUUCUCUCCACCUCACAUUGAUGUCUCAGUCAACAGUCCUUUACUAGGUGUCAAAUUUUAUCAGGCACAAGUAGAUGUCCGUGGCUCAGUAGUCUGCAAGGAAACAUGUGGUUCUUCUGUUUCAGUUAUGCUUCUAAAAAAGGAUGGUAGAAGUAAAGAAGAGAUGACAAUUAGUUUGACUGAUCAGAGUAGUGAAUUUUCAUUUUCCAAUGUCCUCCCAGGAAAAUACAGCAUUGAGGUCAAAAACUAUUCCCCUGCAACCAUGUCAGGAGAUGAUAUAUGGUGCUGGGAACAGAGUGCUAUUGAUUUGGAUGUGGGUGCUGACAAUGUUGAAGGGAUUACUUUUGUUCAAAAAGGCUAUUGGGUCAGUGUGACUUCCAGCCAUGGCGCGGAUGCUUACCUGAAUCAACCAGAUGGUUCUCGUGUGGAUUUGAAAAUAAAGAAAGGUGCACAGCGCAUUUGUCUGAAGUCUCCUGGUGUGCAUGAACUCCACUUUGUAGACUCGUGUAUUUCUUUUGGGAACUCCUUCUUGAGAAUUGAUACAUCUAAUCCAUCGCCCAUUUAUUUAAAAGGAGAGAAAUAUCUUCUCAGUGGACAUAUAAAUGUUGAUACUAAUUCAGUCGGUGGUGAUGAGAAUUUACCUGAUCAUAUACCCGUGGAUAUGUUAGACAAUGAAGGAACUGUUCUCAAUGGUACCACUGCCAGACUUGUCUCCCGUGGAAUUGAUCAAUCAACUGCUGCUAUCUACGAAUAUUCAGUGUGGGUUAAUUCUGGUGAAAAACUCAUCUUUGUCCCUCGAGACACGCGGAAUGGAGGAAAGAAAAUUUUGUUUUACCCAAGACAACAAUAUGUUUCAGUGACACAAGAUGGUUGCCAAGCUCCGAUUUCUCCAUUUUCUGGUCGGCUGGGGUUAUAUAUUGAAGGAUCAGUUUCUCCUCCACUCUCUGAUGUUCAUAUAACAGUUACUGCUGAGAGAGAAAGCCAUAGCGCUUCACUUAAGCAAGGAGAUUUAGCUCUUGAAACCAGUACGGGGAUGGAUGGUUUAUUUGUUGCAGGACCUCUAUAUGACGAUAUAACUUACACCGUUGAGGCAUCAAAGCCUGGUUAUCACGUAAAGCCAGUUGGACCACAUUCCUUUUCUUGUCAGAAGUUCAGUCAAAUUUCUGUGCAGAUAUAUUCUAGAGAAAACAUGGACGAGCCUUUCCCUUCUGUUCUUUUAUCAUUGAGUGGUGAAGAUGGAUAUAGGAACAAUUCAGUAACUGGUGUUGGUGGAAUGUUUACGUUUGAUAACUUGUUUCCAGGGAGUUUCUAUCUUCGACCUUUAUUGAAGGAAUAUGCUUUCUCUCCUCCCACUCAGGCAAUUGAACUUGGCUCUGGAGAAUCCAGGGAAAUUGUCUUUCAUGCCACUCGUGUUGCUUAUAGUGCCAUUGGCAGAGUAACUCUCUUGUCUGGUCAGUCUGUAGAAGGUAUCUCAGUGGAAGCUAGGGCGGAGUCAAAAGGAUUUUAUGAGGAGUCUGUAACAGAUUCAUCAGGCAGUUAUCGCCUAAGGGGACUCCAACCUGAUACUACCUACAUAAUAAAAGUAGCAAGGAAGGGUGAACUUGAUAGAACACACAUUGAACGUGCAUCUCCGGAAUCUGUUACUGUUAAGGUUGAUCACGAGGACAUAAAAGGAUUAGAUUUUGUAGUCUUUGAACAGCCAGAAACCACUAUUUUAAGUGGCCAUGUUGAGGGAAAAAAGAUCAAGGAGCUGAAUUCGCAUAUCCGGGUGGAAAUCAGGUCAACUAGUGAUCCGUCAAAGAUUGAGUCCAUCUUUCCCUUGCCAUUGUCAAAUUUCUUUCAGGUGAAGGGCUUGUCGAAGAGCAAACACCUCCUGCAGCUCAAAUCUGCUAUGCCGUCCAGUGCUCAUAAAUUUGAAUCUGAAGUUAUUGAGAUCGACUUAGAGAGGCACCCUCAAAUUCAUGUUGGUCCCUUAAGCUAUAGAAUCGAAGAGGACAUCCAUAAACAGGAAUUGACACCGGCUCCUGUAUAUCCUCUCGUUGUUGGAGUUUCAGUGAUCAUGCUCUUUAUUUGUAUGCCAAGAUUGAAGGAUUUAUACCAAGCUGCGAUGGGGUCCAUUUCAGGGUCAUCCUCGACUGCAAAGAAAGAGGUUAGAAAGUUGGUUGUGAGGAAAAAAACGUACUGA